Molecule: messenger RNA, 2487 nt
Organism: Limanda limanda (common dab)
Lineage: Eukaryota; Metazoa; Chordata; Actinopteri; Pleuronectiformes; Pleuronectidae
Product: protein transport protein Sec61 subunit alpha-like
Exons: 12
Coding region: 101-1531 (476 amino acids)
Biological process (GO): SRP-dependent cotranslational protein targeting to membrane, translocation; post-translational protein targeting to membrane, translocation
Cellular component (GO): membrane; Sec61 translocon complex
Molecular function (GO): ribosome binding; transmembrane protein transporter activity; signal sequence receptor activity
Source: RefSeq, a predicted model, not a curated record
GAGCCACACAUUGGCUGUGGCACAGUGAAGAAGAAGAAGCAGCAGCAGCAGCAGCAGCAGAAGGAUCCGACCUGUGGACGCCUUAGCCUUCAUACGCAUCAUGGGCAUCAAAUUCCUAGAGGUGAUAAAGCCCUUCUGUGCCGUGCUGCCAGAGAUCCAGAAACCCGAACGAAAAAUCCAGUUCAGAGAGAAGGUAUUAUGGACUGCCAUCACUCUCUUCAUAUUCCUGGUGUGCUGCCAGAUCCCUCUCUUUGGGAUCAUGUCCUCAGACUCCGCGGAUCCUUUCUACUGGAUGAGAGUAAUUCUGGCCUCAAACAGAGGUACGCUGAUGGAGCUGGGUAUCUCGCCUAUUGUCACCUCGGGCCUGAUCAUGCAGCUACUGGCCGGAGCUAAGAUCAUCGAAGUCGGAGACACACCAAAGGACAGAGCCCUCUUCAAUGGAGCUCAGAAAUUGUUUGGAAUGAUCAUCACCAUUGGUCAGGCCAUCGUAUAUGUAAUGACCGGCAUGUAUGGAGAUCCCUCAGAGAUGGGAGCUGGAAUCUGUUUGCUCAUCAUCAUUCAGCUGUUUGUAGCUGGGCUCAUUGUGCUGCUGCUGGAUGAGUUGCUCCAAAAGGGUUACGGUCUUGGCUCAGGAAUCUCACUGUUCAUUGCCACCAACAUCUGUGAGACGAUCGUCUGGAAGGCCUUCAGCCCCACAACCGUGAACACUGGAAGAGGAACCGAGUUUGAGGGAGCCAUCAUUGCUCUUUUCCAUCUGCUGGCGACUCGCACAGACAAAGUGCGCGCUCUGAGAGAAGCGUUCUACAGACAAAAUCUGCCAAACCUCAUGAACCUCCUCGCCACAGUAUUCGUCUUUGCUGUAGUGAUAUACUUUCAGGGAUUCAGGGUGGAUCUGCCCAUCAAGUCCGCUCGCUACCGUGGCCAGUACAACACCUACCCCAUCAAGCUCUUCUACACCUCCAACAUACCCAUCAUCUUGCAGUCUGCUCUGGUCUCCAACUUAUACGUUAUCUCCCAGAUGCUCUCCACACGUUUUAGUGGCAAUUUCCUGGUUAAUUUGCUUGGAACUUGGUCUGACGCAACGUCAAGUGGCCCAGCCCGUGCCUAUCCUGUGGCUGGUCUCUGUUACUACCUCUCCCCACCGGAGUCGUUCGGCUCAGUUCUAGACGACCCGGUUCACGCGGCCAUCUACAUCGUCUUCAUGCUCGGCUCAUGUGCAUUUUUCUCCAAAACCUGGAUUGAAGUCUCUGGCUCCUCUGCUAAAGAUGUGGCAAAACAGCUGAAGGAGCAGCAGAUGGUGAUGAGGGGACACAGAGAAACCUCCAUGGUGCAUGAACUGAACAGGUACAUUCCUACGGCUGCUGCCUUUGGUGGACUGUGUAUCGGUGGUUUAUCGGUGAUGGCGGAUUUCCUCGGAGCCAUUGGCUCUGGCACCGGUAUCCUGCUGGCUGUCACCAUCAUCUAUCAGUACUUUGAGAUCUUUGUUAAAGAACAGAGCGAAAUGGGCAGCAUGGGGGCCCUGUUCUUGUAGAGAAGCCAAUAUCCUCUCACCUUCAACCAACUUUUUAUUAGGACGAUCAACCUUGCAAUAUUUUUUCCAUCCAUGUGAAGCGCCUCCAUCGUCAGCUCUCCAGUUGCAGGAUAGUGCUUGAGGAACCUCCUUAGGAAUCUCGGUUGAAACAGGACGUUGGUACAACUCCACAGCUUGUUGCUCCCUUUACAUAUCUUCCAACGUAUCUUCUCAACAAAACAAAAAAGACAUUUCAGUUGUAUUUCAUCAGGUUUUCUAACUGACUCGAGAUCAAAGCCCUCCAUGUUUCUUGUUAAGGCUUCAUUUGGGUAUCAAAUGAAGUCCUGUGGGAGUUUGGUUCUUAUUUCAGAGCGACGUGAGCGCUUCAGUAUGCAGGCACACUCGACUUGGAGGAUGUCGAUCAACUGCCUGCUGUGUGCGUACAAGCCACGCUACCAUCUGCUUCAUGUUAAUUUAGUUUUCACUUUUACUCUCAACUUUAUUUUAUUUUUCUCUUGACCUGUCACUCGGGUAAAAGUGUGGAAGAGAACUGAACUGUCAGACUGUUGUGUACUGUACAUUUUUCUGUGACUCUGUUUUAGGUUUUAUUUGAACAGGGUCUUGUAAGAAGAGGAUGUGAAGCUCAUAUUGGGCUCCAGCUGUCAAAUGAAACUGUUCAUCGUAUGACUGUGAACAGUCAUACGAUGAACCAUUCAUGUCUUAAUGUAUGGCAUUCCCAGGGAGCUGCAGUAUUAACACACGUCACAUUCACUCUUGUUACCCAUGUUUUGUUUUGAUUUUUAAUUGUUUGCUUUAAGCAUUCUUUAAUUAAUCACUUUUUCCGACGCAACAUAUUAUUAUUUCUGUACAUAGGCCAUGCAUUGAAAAAAUGUUGAGUUCGUAUUAAGUGUAAGAUAAAGUCUUUUGAAUAUGUAAAAAAUAAACACAUUUCAGAACAAACUUAUAUAAAAACAAAA